This is a messenger RNA of Empidonax traillii (willow flycatcher), 1074 nucleotides long. RefSeq names its product uracil phosphoribosyltransferase homolog (gene UPRT). The record is from RefSeq and is a predicted model, not a curated record. Bases 1 to 783 code for a protein of 260 amino acids. The transcript is spliced from 6 exons. Lineage: Eukaryota; Metazoa; Chordata; Aves; Passeriformes; Tyrannidae.
AUGGAGGCGAUGCCCUGCCAGAACCAGCGCCUCGGCCCGCGGCCGCAGGAGGAGCCGCCGCCGGCGGCCACGGCCACGGCGGGCGGCGGCUCCCGGCUGAUCCGCUUCGCGGAGCCCAGCGAGGACAGCGGCUGCCCCAGCCCGGACAGCAGCAGCAGCAGCAGCAGCAGCAACGGGGUGGUGGCGGCGCCGCCGCCGCCGGUUCCCGCGGGGGAGGGCGGCGCGCCGGCCAUCGGGCCGCAGCUGAAGCUGCUGCCCAUGAACGACCAGCUGCGGGAGCUGCAGACCAUCAUCAGGGACAAGAAAUCCAGUAGAGGAGACUUCGUAUUUUCUGCUGAUCGCCUGAUCAGACUGGUGGUUGAAGAGGGACUGAAUCAACUGCCCUACACAGAAUGUACCGUGACCACUCCAACAGGAGAGGCCAUGGAGCAAGGCCUCCGGGACUGCUGCCGCUCCAUCCGCAUCGGGAAGAUCCUGAUCCAGAGCGACGAGGAGACCCAGCGAGCCAAGGUGUACUACGCCAAGUUCCCUCCAGACAUCUACAGGAGGAAAGUCCUGCUGAUGUACCCAAUUCUGAGCACUGGUAACACUGUCAUCGAGGCUGUCAAGGUGCUGGUGGAACACGGGGUCCAGCCCAGUGUCAUCAUCCUGCUCAGCCUGUUUUCCACGCCCCACGGUGCCAAAUCCAUCAUCCAGGAAUUCCCAGAAAUCACCAUUUUAACUACAGAAGUGCAUCCUGUUGCACCAACACACUUUGGACAGAAGUAUUUUGGAACAGACUGACAAUCUCAGAACAACUGGAUGUGACUCUAUGACAUUACAAGAGGUUUUUUUCUACAUUUUAUUCUUGUUGGGUUGUCAAGGGCACGUUUGGGAACCUUUCUGGCCAAAGGGGGAAAUACUUGACUUAGGUGAGUUCUGGCCUGAACAGGGGUCAGGUACAAAGCACUCUGGUUACAUGGCCAAGCAUCUCCAUGUUGGGGUUGUUAAACUGCCACACUCUGCUUUAACUUAUUUAUUCUUCUCUCUCCUGUCCGUGGCUGCCUGCAGAGCAAAUAAACCCUCUGAAUCCCA